Messenger RNA from Astyanax mexicanus (Mexican tetra), 2415 nucleotides. It is a transcript of the gene pdpk1a, whose product is annotated as 3-phosphoinositide dependent protein kinase 1a. The coding region runs from base 104 to 1723 and encodes 539 amino acids. Gene Ontology annotation, biological process: peptidyl-serine phosphorylation; intracellular signal transduction. The record is from RefSeq and is a predicted model, not a curated record. Gene Ontology annotation, molecular function: protein serine/threonine kinase activity; ATP binding. NCBI's taxonomy places the organism in Eukaryota, Metazoa, Chordata, Actinopteri, Characiformes, Acestrorhamphidae. The transcript is spliced from 14 exons.
UCGUGCAGCGUGACGUCACGGCUGGGAGAUGAGGGCGUUGAGGCAGAGAUCAGCCCGGGCUCAGUAAUGACCUCAUUUCUAUCAAAUCUGACCCAAAACUUCCAUGGCGAAGACCAGCAGCGCUUUAUACGAUGCCGCUCUCGCUCAGCCUGGCGUGGCCCCCUCGUGCCCCCCGGCUCCUCUCUGCGCACUGAGGGUCCGGCAGAGCCCUGGCUGCCCCCGGACCGGCACCAUGGAGGGUCCCGCUGAGCCGGCGGCCCCAAGCCCCCAACCCCAGCGCAAGAAACGAGCCGAGGACUUCAAAUUCGGCAAGAUCCUCGGAGAGGGGUCCUUUUCAACUGUGGUUCUAGCCAAGGAGCUGUCCACAGGAAAGGAAUAUGCAAUUAAGAUUCUGGAGAAGACGCACAUCCGGAGGGAGAAUAAAGCGCACUAUGUGAAGCGGGAGAGGGACAUCCUGUCCAGUUUAGAUAAUCCUUUUUUUGUAAAGCUGUACUUCACCUUUCAGGAUGCUGAAAAAUUAUAUUUUGGACUUAGUUAUGCAAAGAAUGGCGAGCUGCUUCGAUACAUUCGCAAAAUAGGCUCUUUUGACGAGACUUGCACGAGAUUCUACACUGCAGAAUUAGUUAGUGCUCUUCAGUAUCUGCAUUCAGUCGGGAUUAUUCACAGGGAUCUUAAACCGGAGAAUAUUCUGCUGAAUGAGGAGAUGCACAUUCAGAUUACGGAUUUCGGAACAGCUAAACAGUUCUCGUCAGACAGCACUCAGACCAGAGCAAACUCUUUCGUCGGGACAGCGCAGUACGUUUCUCCUGAGCUGCUGACUAAAAAAUCAGCGUGUAAAAGUUCAGACCUGUGGGCAUUAGGCUGUAUUGUGUAUCAGCUGGUGGCCGGGUUGCCUCCCUUCAGAGCAGCGAACGAGUACUUGAUAUUCCAGAAGAUAAUAAAGCUGGAGUACGACUUUCCUGAGAAAUUCUUCCCCAAAGCAAAGGACCUGGUGGAGAAGCUUUUAUGCUCAGACGCUACUAAGCGGCUAGGUUGUGAGGAGAUGGGAGGGUACAAUCCACUGAGAGCUCAUCCAUUCUUCGAGGGCGUCUCGUGGGAGAACCUCCACCUGCAGACUCCUCCCAAACUCACCCCCUACCUGCCGGCCAUGGCCGAGGACGAUGAGGAGUACUACGGAAACUAUGAUGACCUCCUGAGCCAGUUCACGAACCUGGAGGUGGUGCAGUCCACUUCCUCUCAGGCUCUUUCACUGCCGGCCACGUUAGUCCCACUGAGAUCCAGCAGCAACAUCGAGCAGUACAUCCACGACCUGGACAACAACUCCUUUGAGCUGGACCUGCAGUUCUCCAGCGAGGAAAAACUACUGCUGCUGAAGAAACAGACCAAUGGGAACCCCUGGCACCAGUUUGUUGAAAAUAAUUUGAUACUGAAAAUGGGACCAGUUGACAAAAGGAAGGGGCUGUUUGCUCGGCGGAGGCAGCUGCUGCUCACAGAAGGGCCACACCUUUACUAUGUAGAUCCUGUAAAUAAAGUUCUCAAGGGGGAAAUUCCAUGGUCUCCAGAGCUGCGACCGGAGCCCAAGAACUUCAAGACCUUCUUCGUCCACACGCCACACAGGACCUAUUAUUUAAUGGACCCCAAUGGUAACGCGGACCGGUGGUGUAAGAAGAUCCAGGAGGUGUGGGGGACGAUUUACCACAGCCAUCAGCCUGCAGACCUGUAGAGCAGCGCGGGCUCGUCUGUAUGAACUGAGCCCUGAGCCUCUCGGCGGAUACGACUCCUUUAAACCUUCACUUGAAGCUUCAUUUCUGAGUGGAGAGUUUCAGCAUUACGCUAAAAACAUCACGUUUAUUACUGGAAGCUAUUCAUCCAGGCUUUGCUCGUUCUGUGUGCUCUUUCAUCGCUCUCGCUUCACUCUGUGGGUGAGGAUCACUCUCGCGUUCAGCUGCUUUUUUUGGCUUACGAGCGAAUGGACUGUUUGUGUGUAUAUAUGUGAGUGUGUAUAUGUGUGUGUGUGUGUGAGAGUUAAGUUGAGAAAGAGUGUGACAGAGAGUGAGUGUGUGUAAGUAAGUGAGAGAGCGAGUGCGCUAAUUCCUGUUGCCUUUUUUAGAGCUCCAAAUAAUUUAACAUAGCUGUCUUUGUGAUUCUGCUGCUUCUGUACUGUGUUAGAGCGGCUUUACUUUAAAUACACUUUAAAUACUUUAAAUACACUUUACAGGAUAUACACAUACUGAAAUAAACCUACAGGUCAGUGGGGGGCGGGGGGAAACAAUAGGACAGAUAACAAAACAGAUAUGCCCUUUAUAUACCACUGCAUCUCCAAAUAAUUAUAACAUAAUUGAAAAGUUACUUUAUUUCAGUAAUUCACUUAAAAAUGUGAAACUCAUAUAUUAUAUAGAUGUAUUACACACAGAG